AUGAACCACUUCGUGGAGGAAUUCCGCCGGAAGCACGUGAAGGACUUGAUGGGGAACAAGCGGGCCCUGCGCAGGCUACGCACGGCCUGUGAGCGCACCAAGCACACCCUAUCCUCCAGCACCCAGGCCACCCUGGAGAUUGACUGCCUGUUCGAGGGCUUGGACUUCUACACGCCCAUCACUCGAGCUCGCUUUGAGGAGCUGUGCUCAGACCUCUUCCGAAGCACUCUGGAGCCCGUGGAUGCCAAGCUGGACAAGGCCCAGAUUCACGACAUCGUCCUGGUGGGCGGCUCCACCCGCAUCCCCAAGGUGCAGAAGCUGCUGCAGGACUUCUUCAGCGGCAGGGAGCUGAACAAGAGCAUCAACCCGGAUGAGGCCGUGGCCUAUGGGGCUGCUGUGCAGGCAGCAGUGCUGAUGAGAGACAAGUGUGAGAAAGUGCAGGAUCUCCUGCUGCUAGAUGUAGCACCCCUGUCCCUGGGGCUGGAGACAGCAGGCGGGGUAAUGACCACACUGAUCCAGAGGAAUGCCACCAUCCCCACGAGGCAGACCCAGACGUUCACCACCUACUCAGACAACCAGCCUGGGGUCCUGAUCCAAGUUUAUGAGGGUGAGAGGGCCAUGACCAGGGACAACAACCUGCUAGGGCGCUUUGAGCUCAGUGGCAUCCCUCCUGCCCCACGGGGAGUCCCUCAGAUUGAGGUGACCUUCGACAUUGAUGCCAAUGGCAUUCUGAAUGUUACAACCAUUGACAGGAGCACAGGCAAGGCUAACAAGAUCACCAUCGCCAAUGACAAAGGCCGACUGAGCAAGGAGGAUGUGGAGAGGAUGGUGCAUGAGGCUGAGCAGUACAAGGCUGAGGAUGAGGCCCAGAGGGACAGGGUGGCUGCCAAAAACUCCCUAGAGGCCUAUGUCUUUCAUGUGAAGAGCUCCUUGCAAGAGGAAGGCCUUAGGGAUAAGAUUCCUGAAGAGGACAGGCGCAGAGCACAAGGCAAGUGUCAGGAAGUCCUCGUCUGGCUGGAGCGCAACCAGCUGGCAGAGAAGGAUGAGUAUGAGCAUCAGAAGAGGGAGCUGGAGCAAAUGUGUUGCCCCAUCUUCUCCAGGCUCUAUGGGGGACCUGACAUUCCUAGAGGCAGCAGCUGUGGGGCUCAAGCCUGCCAGGGAGCGUCCAGUACUGGCCCUGUCAUUGAAGAAGUGGAUUAA
Messenger RNA from Trichechus manatus latirostris (Florida manatee), 1200 nucleotides. RefSeq names its product heat shock 70 kDa protein 6. Gene Ontology annotation, molecular function: ubiquitin protein ligase binding; ATP binding; ATP-dependent protein folding chaperone. NCBI's taxonomy places the organism in Eukaryota, Metazoa, Chordata, Mammalia, Sirenia, Trichechidae. The transcript has a single exon. The record is from RefSeq and is a predicted model, not a curated record. Gene Ontology annotation, cellular component: cytoplasm; cytosol; nucleus. The coding region runs from base 1 to 1200 and encodes 399 amino acids.